AUGACUCAGCAGGGAGCUGUUCUUCAGGGUUACAAUAAUGAACUAGUGAAAUGCAUUGAAGACUUAUGUAUGCAAAAAGAAGAGCUGAACAAACAAAUCCAGCAAGCAGAAGAGGAAAAAAACAAACUCCAGCAUGAAAUCCAAGUCCUGAGUGAACAACUGGAGUGUGUAUGUGAAAGCCUGGCCCAAAAGGUAGCUUCACGGAAUGAGCUUGAUAAGAUUCUUGCUGAAACUGAAGCUGCUUACAUGAAGAUUUUGGAUAGUUCUAGAACUUUACUUAAUGUCCUGAAGAAGGAAGUGGGAAGCUUAAAGCAUACGCCAGAGCUGAAAACCAAUGUAACCUGA
Molecule: messenger RNA, 345 nt
Organism: Aquila chrysaetos chrysaetos
Lineage: Eukaryota; Metazoa; Chordata; Aves; Accipitriformes; Accipitridae
Product: Sjoegren syndrome nuclear autoantigen 1 homolog
Exons: 1
Coding region: 1-345 (114 amino acids)
Cellular component (GO): ciliary basal body; centrosome
Source: RefSeq, a predicted model, not a curated record